Molecule: messenger RNA, 576 nt
Organism: Coffea eugenioides
Lineage: Eukaryota; Viridiplantae; Streptophyta; Magnoliopsida; Gentianales; Rubiaceae
Exons: 1
Coding region: 1-576 (191 amino acids)
Source: RefSeq, a predicted model, not a curated record
AUGGAGUCAAGUUCUGAAUCCUCUUUCAAAGUGAUGAAUCAGGACUUCGUCAAGUUGGACAAAUUCAACGGCACUAACUACUCCCGUUGGAAGGAUAAGAUGAUGUUUUUCCUGACAGCUUUGAAGAUUGCUUAUGUUCUGGAUCGUUCACUUCCUGAAAUUCCAGUGCCUAAAGAUGAUGAUUCUAAUGAAGUCAAGGUGCAAUGCAAGAAACGCGAAGAGGACGAGUUGCUGUGCAGAGAACACAUCAUGAAUACUCUUUCUGAUCGCUUGUAUGAUAUGUAUACUACAGUCAAGUCGCCAAAGGAAAUCUGGAAUGUGCUGGAGUACAAGUAUAAUACGAUGAAACAAGGUGCGGACAAAUUUCUGAUUAUGCAAUAUUUUGAUUUUCGUAUCACUGAGAAUUCUUCUCUUAUGGAUCAGAUUCAUGAUCUCCAAGUGAUUGUGUCUAAAUUACAUGAUCUGAAAGUAGAGGUAUCUGAAUCUUUGCAAGUUGGAGCAAUAAUAGCAAAACUUCCAACCAGUUGGAAUGACUAUAAGAAAACGUUGCUCCAAACUAUGAAACAUUCACUAUAG